AUGGCCAUUGAGGAGGACGUGGAGAGCUGCGGCAGCCGAGCGGCCGACUCUUUCUCGCACAUCAACCCUCGCCAUCACAGGCAGAAGCUGGAGGUCUACAACGAGGUUCUCCGCAGAAUUCAGGAUUCCGCUCACGAAGACGCCAAUCUCCCUGGCUUCGACGAUCAGCUCUGGCUUCAUUUCAAUCGCUUACCUGCACGCUACGCUCUAGACGUUAAUGUUGAGAGGGCGGAAGACGUGCUUACUCACAAGAGACUGCUCCAUUUGGCAGAAGAUCCUGCUAAUCGACCUGCAUUUGAAGUUCGUUUGGUGCAGGUGUUUCCUGUCUCAAAUGGAAAAGCUCUUGACUCCAUUCAUUUAGAUUCUUCACUGAGAGAAGAUGCUCAAAGUUCUUAUAUAUCAAGCAGACAAGCUACCCACGCUCCUCCAACAUUUGGUUCAUCAUCUAAUCUUGAAGCUCUCACACAUAGAUAUCAUGUUGAAGAUGGUGAUAGCGCUGUAAACUCAACAUCAAACCAGGCCAGGCCCAUGCAUGAGAUCACCUUUUCGACAGUAGACAGGCCUAAACUCCUUAGUCAGUUGACUUCCCUGCUUGCUGAAGUUGGUUUGAAUAUCCAAGAGGCCCAUGCAUUUUCUACCGUUGAUGGGUUUUCCCUGGACGUCUUCGUUGUGGAUGGUUGGCCUCAUGAGGAGACUGAGGAGCUUAGAAAUUCUUUGGCGAAGGAAAUUCUGAAGUCUAAGGAACAGCAAGUUUCGAAACAGCCUUCUAUUUCCACUAUCAGCAUUGUUAAUAACACGAGGAUUGUACCACUUCCUGGUUGCAUAGAAAUACCCAGUGACGGCACUGAUGUCUGGGAAAUUGAUGCCAGUCAGAUAAAAGUUGAAAACAAAGUGGCAUCUGGAGCGCAUGGCGAUCUAUACAAAGGCAUGUAUUGCAGUCAGGAAGUGGCUGUCAAAGUUCUAAAGCCAGAGCGUGUCAGUGCCGAAAUGCUUAGAGAAUUUUCUCAAGAAGUUUAUAUAAUGAGGAAAGUCCGACAUAAGAACGUUGUGCAGUUCAUCGGAGCGUGCACUCAGCCUCCAAACUUGUGUAUAGUGACAGAAUUCAUGGCAAGAGGUAGUAUAUAUGAUUUUCUGCAUAAGCAGAAUGGCGUCUUCAAACUUCCAUCGUUAAUUAAAGUUGCAAUAGAUGUGUCGAAGGGAAUGAACUAUCUCCACCAGAAUAGUAUAAUUCACAGGGAUUUGAAGACGGCAAAUCUACUAAUGGACGAGAACGAGGUAGUUAAGGUUGCUGAUUUUGGAGUUGCCAGAGUACAGACUCAAUCUGGAGUAAUGACUGCUGAAACUGGGACGUACCGGUGGAUGGCUCCUGAGGCAUAUAUAUUUAACUGGGUGAAGGUGAUUGAACACAAGCCAUAUGAUCACAAGGCAGACGUUUUCAGUUUUGGAAUAGUGUUGUGGGAGCUUUUAACCGGAGAGCUCCCGUACGCAUACCUAACCCCAUUGCAAGCAGCUGUGGGCGUGGUGCAAAAGUGUUUGCGACCUACAAUUCCAAAACAGACUCAACCAAGACUGGCGGAACUUCUUGAGAAAUGCUGGAAACAAGACCCAACACAAAGGCCCAGCUUCUGUGAAAUCAUAGACAUCCUUCAGAAAAUCGCCAAAGAGGUAAAUGGUUAA
Molecule: messenger RNA, 1677 nt
Organism: Linum tenue
Lineage: Eukaryota; Viridiplantae; Streptophyta; Magnoliopsida; Malpighiales; Linaceae
Source: the annotation of a GenBank genome assembly